UCGCACGCACAUCGCGCCACGCAUCUCGCGUUGCUCACGCAGGAAGGAACGAGUCAUAUAAAACCAUGCUGCUCUUCAAGGAGACUUUUGCUUCUCUCGCGGUGCUGGUGGUCCUGGUGGCGGCAGCGGCAGCGGAGCCGGACGAGGGAGCCAAUUUGUUCCUGAAGGCCUCGAGGUCGGUGCCGCACGUGGGGCGGCGCAGCGACUUCUUCCUCAAGACGGCCAAGUCGGUGCCCCGCAUCGGACGCAGAAGCGACCUCUUCCUCAAGAGCGCCAAAUCCGUGCCCAGGAUUGGCCGCCGCACAAAUCUGGCAGCAAUAGAGGCGCAGGAUGGCAGCGAAUGGCUGUGGCCGGGAGGGGCGGACGCCAUGCCCGCCCCAGUACGACGCCAGGCUUACUACGUACGCAAGGACGGCCAGCCUGUGAUGUGGAGUGACGUUGCCCGUGAUGUUGAAGAGAAUCCAGACUUAUGGCCGUGGAACGAUUUCGAUGCAGGAAACACGAGGGAAGUUGAUAACUCACGAUAGAUGACCAAAGAUGUCACUGCUUGGCCACUCAGAUGUCGUUGAACUCCGGAAAGAAUGAAAUCUGCUUGUCUGAUAAGGAAUUCUCUCCCUUCACUACUGAGAACAUAAUAGCUAUUGUGGACCUUCACAGCUGAAACUCCCAGUGUUCAAGAAUAACAUUAUGUGAGGACAUAGCUCUUGACAAUUUCUUAUAGUUCCUCGAAUAAAGACAAUCAAGCGAUGGGAUACAGAAAUAUUUCACUACGUAAAUUUACCUUAAAUAUCUGCUUAUUUAUGACGUUGAUUUGUAAAUCUGUAAAAUGCAAGGGCUUUGGAAAUGUCUGUUAUGAGAACGGUCCGUUUUCAGUAUACUGAGCUAACUGUUUAUCGUAGGAGUCACUGGUAAAACUUCAGAAUUGAUACUAAGGUUCAGCCAGAAUUGCAGCAUACGUCUCUCCGGUUUUGAAAGUGUAUGAGUCUGUGAAUACUCGUAACUACUUCUGGAAUUUUUUAAAUGCACCUGGCUUUCGGACAUGCAAUUGUAAGGAGUUAAAAAUUGAAAAUUUUUACGUCGCUGCAUAAAUCUUAUGAACAUUGUAAAUGAUGUCCGUUAAUUUUUAAUCAAUAUAAAUGUGAAAAUGUUUACUAUUUUUUAAUGUUAUGGCAAUACCAGUGUACCAAAUAGUGUUGAGGAAAACACAGAGGGAUGACGUAAAAAGAUAAUUAUUGUCAAGUGCUUUGUUCAUUUUGUUGCAGUAUUAAUUUUUUACCAAAUUGUAGUACUUAGGGAAAUAGUGUUGAUGUGACGUGUGUUUUUUACGAAAUCUGUAAAAAUGACAAGUCAUAGCUGGGAGUGGCGGUGAUGACUGUUAUGUGAAGGUUUUGUGUAAAUGUUUUAACAAAAAAUAAAAUAAUUUAUGAAGUAGUA
This is a messenger RNA of Schistocerca gregaria, 1434 nucleotides long. RefSeq lists its product as uncharacterized. The transcript has 5 exons. The record is from RefSeq and is a predicted model, not a curated record. Bases 66 to 527 code for a protein of 153 amino acids. Lineage: Eukaryota; Metazoa; Arthropoda; Insecta; Orthoptera; Acrididae.